Molecule: messenger RNA, 703 nt
Organism: Carya illinoinensis
Lineage: Eukaryota; Viridiplantae; Streptophyta; Magnoliopsida; Fagales; Juglandaceae
Product: signal peptidase complex-like protein DTM1
Exons: 2
Coding region: 166-495 (109 amino acids)
Biological process (GO): anther wall tapetum development
Cellular component (GO): signal peptidase complex; endoplasmic reticulum membrane
Source: RefSeq, a predicted model, not a curated record
GGCAGAACGAAUUAAAGAUGCACCUAACUAAUAACUACUUGCGUUCUGUAGCGCGCAAAAAGCAACGCACAAUUCCAUUAACAUGGCGUCCUUCUUCUUCGUCGUCGUGUUUGGCUCUUUGGGUGUUUACACUCACGAUCUUCAAGACUCAGCCCCUGCAAGGUGAUGGCAAAUGUUGCCGCACUCCGCUACUCUCUGGUAUGUUUAGCUGCAAUUCUAGUGGUUGUUGGGGUGACCACGCAGUCUUUCAAGAAAACGAUGGCCACGUACCUGGUCGGUGUGCUUGGAAUCGCUGGGGUGCUCCUACCCGAUUGGGCUUACUUCGAUCGCGAUUUCUCAAGGUGGACUUCUCCUGUUACUGCACAAGAGAGGGCCUCUCAUGUUGCUCUAAGAUCUGGAUCAACAAGGUUUAGGAUCUAUCCACUGAGAACGGCCAUCUACACGACAGUCUAUUGCUUAGCGCUGUACAAGUGGUGGAUAUUUGUAUCAAGCUAGCAGUAACCUUUGGGUUCCCAUGGACCAUGGUCCCAUCAUCAAUGCUUCCUUAUUUUGGCUAGGGAUUUGCAAGAUUCCAUGUAGUACUAAAUAUGCUUGUGAGUGCUAGUGUAAUUUUAUUUUCUCAUGAAUUUUGCCUUUACCACACAAUGGUGAGGACUUAUCAACAUUCAACAAUACUGGCCAAAGGAAGACCUUUUCAUUGCCA